This is a messenger RNA of Mobula hypostoma (lesser devil ray), 4841 nucleotides long. Its product is annotated as small conductance calcium-activated potassium channel protein 3-like. Gene Ontology annotation, biological process: potassium ion transmembrane transport. Gene Ontology annotation, cellular component: plasma membrane; neuron projection; neuronal cell body. The coding region runs from base 64 to 2040 and encodes 658 amino acids. The transcript has 8 exons. The record is from RefSeq and is a predicted model, not a curated record. NCBI's taxonomy places the organism in Eukaryota, Metazoa, Chordata, Chondrichthyes, Myliobatiformes, Myliobatidae. Gene Ontology annotation, molecular function: calmodulin binding; small conductance calcium-activated potassium channel activity.
UCCACUCCUAGUUUGCAGCCCGGAGACUUUGUGUUUGGGGAGUGGGUAAGGUACUGACUGACCAUGGAGGGCGUACAUUGCCAUGACUCGGGGGUGGCGGACCUGGACGAGGACUCGGUUAGGUGCCAGUGUCCCGGGGCCGCGGGAUUCCGGGAGCCUCCACCGCCUGGCCAGCCGCCUCGCUGCCACCAGCCAGGGUGUCCGGCUCCGCUCCUGCCCCGUCCGCCCAAGACGUCGCCCACCACCUUCUGCCCGGACGCCGGUGCCCUGGCCGCAGGGCAGCCCUCCUCUUCCAGGCACGGCAGUCUGCUCCAGCUGGGCGAGGACCACCCUGCCGGGGUCAAGCACCGGCAGCCCAGUCCGCUGGUCCCCAGGAGGGAUAGCAACCCCUUCACUGAGAUCGCUAUGAGUAGCUGCAAGUACAACGGCGGCGUGGUGAAACCCCUCACCAGCCUCAGCACCUCCAAGCGCAACCUGGUGGACUCGGAGGCCGAGCCGCAACCCUUGCAGGUCUUCGCCUGCAACCACGUCCUGGGCUCCUGCACGGAGGACCAGCAGCAACAGCAGCAACAGUUCCUGCAGGGGCAGCCCGGCCAGUCGCGGCAGCCGACCGGCGGCGACGGCGGCAGCCGAAAGAGCACCAAGAAAAAGAACCAUAACAUCGGCUACAAACUCGGGCACCGACGGGCUCUGUUCGAGAAGAGGAAACGGCUGAGCGACUACGCGCUCAUCUUCGGCAUGUUUGGCAUUGUUGUCAUGGUGAUCGAGACCGAGCUGUCUUGGGGCAUCUACAGCAAGAGUUCCAUGUAUUCGCUCUCACUAAAAUGCCUUAUCAGUUUCUCCACGUUCAUCCUGCUUGGACUCGUCAUUGCCUACCAUGCCAGGGAGGUCCAGCUCUUCAUGAUAGACAAUGGAGCUGACGACUGGAGGAUCGCCAUGACGUACGAGCGGAUUUUCCUCAUCAGCCUGGAGAUGGUGGUGUGUGCCAUCCAUCCGGUGCCCGGCCGCUACAUGUUCCAUUGGAAGGCGCGCCUGGCCUUCAGCUAUACCAUGUCAGAGACCUGGGCCGACGUGGACAUCAUCCUCUCCAUCCCCAUGUUCCUCCGCCUCUACCUCAUUGCCCGGGUUAUGCUCCUGCACAGCAAGCUCUUCACGGACGCCUCCUCACGCAGCAUCGGCGCCCUCAACAAGAUCAACUUCAACACCCGCUUCGUCAUGAAGACCCUCAUGACCAUCUGCCCCGGCACCGUGCUGCUGGUGUUCAGCAUCUCGCUGUGGAUCAUUGCGGCCUGGACCGUGCGUGUCUGCGAGAGGUACCACGACAAUCAGGAUGUCACCAGUAACUUCCUGGGUGCAAUGUGGCUUAUUUCCAUUACCUUCCUGUCCAUUGGAUACGGCGAUAUGGUACCCAACACCUACUGUGGGAAGGGCGUGUGCCUGCUGACAGGGAUCAUGGGUGCAGGAUGCACUGCUCUGGUGGUAGCUGUCGUUGCUAGGAAACUAGAACUAACCAAAGCCGAGAAGCACGUCCAUAACUUCAUGAUGGAUACACAGCUCACUAAGCGGAUCAAAAACGCUGCUGCCAAUGUUCUGCGGGAGACCUGGCUGAUCUACAAGCACACCAAGCUGCUCAAGAAGAUCGACCAUGCCAAAGUAAGGAAGCACCAAAGGAAGUUCCUGCAGGCAAUCCACCAGCUUCGCAAUGUGAAGAUGGAACAGAGGAAGCUCAGUGACCAGGCAAACACUCUUGUUGAUCUUUCCAAGAUGCAGACCAUCAUGUAUGACCUGAUCACGGAGCUGAACGACCGCGGUGAGGACCUGGAGAAGCAGAUCCUGAGCCUGGAGACCAAGCUAGAGGGACUGACCAGCAGCUUGCAUGCCCUGCCCGGCCUGAUCGCCGAGUCCCUGCGGCAGCAGCAGCAUCAGCAGCUCUUGGGCGCCAUCGCCGAGGCGGGUGGUGACCCCGCUGACUCCCAGCGCUCCGACAGCCAGCUGGGCCUCAGCUCGGCCUCCUUCCCCACUGGUUCCAGCAGCUGCUAGGGAGCCGGGGAAGGGGGAGGGAGUUGGAGCUGGACAGAUAUGACUAGACACCUCCCUCACCCCCACCAACUAUGCUUCCUCCCCAUGCCUCUCCCUCCUAACCUGCCCACUACAGAGGCUGACAGGUGCCAGUGGGGCUUGGCUUCGCCGCAGACUGCAUUCUUGCUACGGGGCACCCCCCCCCAACCCUCCUCAUUCUCGCAUUCCCCAACCCAACACCCUCAAUGCAAGAGAAGGGGCUCCAGAACUGGCUGAUUGGGUGGUGGUGGUAGGGGGGGGGGUAAAAUAACAGACAGAAGCAGCCAAAGAAGGGACCAGAGGAUCUGGAGCUGAUUCUGACAAGAAUUUACAAGGGGACAUGGGGUGGGGGUCUGUUCCGCCCUGUGCCCCAAACGGUAUUAUUUUUUAAUGGAAGAAAUAUAGUAACCAAAAAAUUAACAAAUAGCUCAAGCACAAUGGGACUGGCAGGCACCCAAGGCAGGGGAUAGUACUGGUGGUGGUGGUGAUGGGCAGUGUCUCCCUCUUGUCUAGACUAGAUGAGAGAGAGAGAAGAGACCCUAGGUUCAGUCUUGCCUGACGCUGGGAUGCAUUUCCCGUUCUGGAGGGGAUCAAGGGACAUGUGGUCUUGAGGACAUCCUCUGCUGCCCGAGGAUGGUGUUUGCCUAGAGUCCUGGGGAGACGAGGCCUGCUCCAGACAACAGGAGGAAGUGCCCAUCGUUUCUCCCGAAUCAAAGGGGUCCCCGAAGAGUAAGUCGCUGAAUGGGAUGUGAGGGAAACGCUUAGCUUCUUAAUUGUUUCAAACAGACAUUAUUACGGUGGUGGAACAUUAAUGUGUCAGGACCCUGUUUUGGCGAUGGGAUGUGAUUUAGGUGGGUGGUGGAGAGGUCAUGAGUUGAUAGUGGAAGAGAGGCCAGUACCAGGACACAAAGAGGUUGGGGUGAUUGUGGUGGGGGUGGGGGCGGGGGCGGGGGAGCGCAGCACUCCUUCUCUUUCUUUAUAAAAGCCAAGAAGUGCACAAUUCAAAUGCUGUGGACUGGGGAAAAAAAAAUCUGCAUCUUCCCUUCGCAAUGCCACGUUUUUUUAUUAAUCAAAAUGAAAACAGAUGAGAUGAGGGAUUAAAGCCGUGGAAGAAUGCCAGGAAGCCGGAGGGGACUGAAGACAUUUAGCAGUACCUGUACCUGUAAUAUUGGCGAUGGGUUUACACCAUACGUUAUACCUGUCCAGGUUUGACAAGAAGGAAAAUUUGCCUAUGGCAAUGGGUGUCAGAGUGGGUGCGUUUUAAGUGAGUUGGAUCCUCCGACGGCUCGAUGGGGAACCUGAAGCUGGGUGGUUCAGAGAUUAUCCCUCCUCAGCGUCCGGUGAGGAAAGUUUAAAAGCUGCCUCUUGGGAUUUUGUUCCAAUAGCAGCAACAGAAAAUAAUGUCAGCUCUGUGGGAUAAUAGGUGGCAAAGCUGAUUCUGCCUAUCCAUACCACUAUCCCUGUCUAAUUUCACCACAAGUGAGAAAAGGGCAUCAUUGAUACAGGGAAGGUGAACAUGGAUAGAGAUGUGGAAGCUAACAGCAGUGACAAACCACAAGUUAUGGCAUGGAGGAAAUCAGGUAAUGGUCAAUAGAGGAUUAUAUAAUGAUAACUUGUUUAGAAUUGCACGGCUUACAAGCUAGAAUUACCCUAAUAUUAACUGCCUGGAUAACUGUUUGCAAUAUCCAAAUACCCUAUCCUUGGUCAGACUCUUAGAGAUUUUUUUAUUUUUUUAUCUGUAUGGCAAACUUAAAAGUAUUUUAAAAAGUGGUUCAGCCAAGGGUCGGGAUUUGAUUCAUCCCUUCAAGUAAGAUUGAUUAAAAUCAAAUUGGAAGUACAAAUCUUUGGUCAUCUGGAGAUGAUUUGAUUUGAACUGCUUUCUGUGGAUUAUUCGAUGUGCGUCUGUAUAAGUUGCUUCCUGUUUUCUGACUGUUAUCUAUAUAGAGAUGGUAGUCAGGGCAAAUUCAAGAUUCAAAUUUCUCCUGCGAUCUUUCUGAUCUACUUGUUGCAGCAUCACAAUGGGUUACAAAUCUGCACAAUGGGAGGUAGUGGAGAAAUGUACAUUUCGAAUGACUACUGAGUCAGCACAAAGGGAGUCAUGUGAUGUACACUGCAAUGGCUACCAGUCUGGGAAGUUUGUGAGUCACACAAUGCACACUGCAAUGGCUACCAGUCUGGGAUGUUGUAAGUCACACAAUGUGCACUGCAAAUGGCUACCUGUCUGGGAUAAUGGGAGAUCAACUACUGUAUAAUAUAAAUAUACAGUUAUAGGGGGAAUAAACUUUUGUACAAUGCAAAUAGUUCCCAAUCUGGAAUGACUACACCACCUGGAACAAUGUGAUCAGUUAUACUUCACUACAAAUGGUUAUCAAUUUGAGAAUUUUGUGUCAACUGAUGUACACAACAAAUGGCGACCUGUUUGAGACAGCCGGGCAUACAAAAGCGUGGGAAAGUGGAUGCACGAAUGUGUCUCGGCUGAAAGUUAACUUGUUUCCCACUCCCUCUAACUGACCUGUCCCACUGCUAACCAAGCAGUGCACAUAUAGACAUAGCUGAAUUAUGUUAUAACAUUUGCAAACAUCUAAUCUGUUGCUUGUUUCUCAGUCAAUCAAUUUCCAUUAUCAUUUGGUUGGUGGCUUUGUUUUGGUUAUAUGUGCAGUGUCACUGUAUCCGGAAUCUGACACCAUCUAAACAAUGGUCUAAACCUGUUCACUGUGCAAAGUGCCUUGGACUUCAAGCUAAGGGGUCAUCAAAUUUGAAGGAUAUUUAUUAAACGGCUUCAG